CACAUCCGAGGCAGUUGAAAAGUCCCGUGUAAUUGUCAAGUACUGUAUCCCAGUCCAAGUCGCAAUGGUCUCGAGUGCUGGAGAAGGCGGAAGCACCACUGGCAACCUCCAGGUGCCAUCGGCAGCCUACAUGGAGGUUUUGUCACCCCGUGUUCCGAGCUCAGGCACAAGCUCCCGAGCCUUGAACCUUCGUCGCCGCAAGAUCGAGAUCGAGAUCGUUGAAGGUGCUCGCAAGGGUCCGACGUGGCAAUUUCCCGGUUCGGGCUCUUCGGAGCACGUUCAAGUGCCACAAGGCGAACUGACCGAGAUCCAGAAGGAACUGGACCAGCCAAAGAAACUACUGGGCCAAUUACCAGCCACUUCCAUCUCGGGCAAUGACAUUCUGUCCAGUGUUCUCUACUCGGCGUCGUCGGUGGCUGCCAAGGCCGGCAAACUCAUGCCCAUCCCUCUCCUCAUGGUCUCCACUGUGCUCUUCUUCUUUCGUUUCAUUUAUGAAGAAGUGGUAACAGCCAUCCCUUUGAACGGUGGUACCUACAACGCGCUCUUGAACACGACGUCGAAACGCACCGCCGCGGUGGCCGCCUGUCUCAGCAUUUUGUCCUAUGUGGCAACUGGCGUCGUUUCGGCAACUUCGGGUGUCCGCUACCUGAACAACCAGAUUGACAUUCCUAUUGUUGGAGCGACCAUCAUUCUGCUUGGAGCAUUUGCCAUUUUGGCCGUGAUCGGAAUCACCGAGAGCUCACGUGUUGCCGUCGUCAUCUUUUUGCACCACAUCCUCGUCCUGCUCAUCCUCUUAGUGUCGUUGGAUUUCGCCGGCUCCAUGUUGGACGGCAACGUGUUCACUGCCAUUUUCUUCGGCUUUGGUGCCUCCAUGCUCGGUAUCACUGGCUUUGAGUCCUCGUCCAACUACGUCGAGGAGCAGAAGCCAGGCGUCUUCCGCCAGACUCUACGCAACAUGUGGGCGCUCGUCACGUUCUUUAACGUCGGACUCGGUGCCGGGAUCCUCGCGGUGUUGCCACUUGAAGGUGAUGGUGGCAUCUACCACAGCUCCGAUGAUCUACUUGCAAUGGUUGGCCGAGAAUCCGUGGGAAGCUGGUUUGAGUCAUGGAUCUGUGUCGACGCCUUCAUCGUGCUGUCCGGCGCCGUACUGACGUCCUAUGUCGGUAUCUGUGGUCUCGUACGUCGUCUAUCAACGGACCGUGUGUUGCCGGCCUUCCUGGCGAGAACUAACAAGCUACGAGGCACAAACCACUACAUUAUCGGCAUCUAUUUCUUGCUCUCGUCGAGUCUCGUUCUCAUUCUGAACGCUGACGCCACUACGGUGAACGGUGUGUACACGUACGCGUUUCUUGGUCUGAUGGCCAUGUUCUCGUGUGCCUGCAUGUUGCUGAAGGGAAAACGCUCGGAGAUUCCACGUGACAUCCACGCGCCAUGGGCUACGGUUAUCAUUGGCUUCAUUCUGGUUGUAGUUGCCAUUUUUGCCAACUUGCUGGGUGACCCGUCUGUGCUCAUGUACUUUGCCAUCUACUUUAUCGUCGUCAUGCUCGCCAUGUUCAUCAUGUUCGAACGUGUUACAAUUUUGCGUUGCAUGCUGGUCAUGUUGAAGAAGAUGGCGCCGUCUCGUUAUGGUAAGGCGGCUGCGGUCGGUCUCACUACUGACAACUCGGAGGUGGAACACACGGGCGCGCGUGGAGGACGCACGAUUGCGCGUACGAUUAUCAGUAUCCGCAACGCGCCUAUUGUCUUCUUCUGCAAGGUGCCCGACCUGACUAUUAUCAACAAGGCAAUUAUCUAUGUGCGUCGUAACGAACAGACCCACACGCUUCGUAUCGUGCACGUAUUUGCGGAUGAGGAAGCCGAUGCACCGAUACUUGCGACGUUCCGUGAGAUGGCUGCGUUGCUCGACAGCAUGUAUCCGAAGAUCCGUGUCGACUUUGUGUCGGUGCGCGGCGAGUUCGGUCCGGCGAUGAUCGAGUGGCUGUCGCGCUCGAUGAAUGUGCCACGCAACAUGAUGUUCAUCACGCAGCCGGAUUUGAUUUCAGCCGAACGUGUGUCGACGGCCGGCGUGCGAGUCAUCACGGCAUGA
Molecule: messenger RNA, 2086 nt
Organism: Phytophthora infestans T30-4
Lineage: Eukaryota; Oomycota; Peronosporomycetes; Peronosporales; Peronosporaceae
Exons: 2
Coding region: 131-2086 (651 amino acids)
Biological process (GO): transmembrane transport; amino acid transport
Cellular component (GO): membrane
Molecular function (GO): amino acid transmembrane transporter activity
Source: RefSeq, a predicted model, not a curated record